This is a messenger RNA of Fusarium subglutinans, 642 nucleotides long. RefSeq lists its product as uncharacterized. The transcript is spliced from 3 exons. NCBI's taxonomy places the organism in Eukaryota, Fungi, Ascomycota, Sordariomycetes, Hypocreales, Nectriaceae. The record is from RefSeq and is a predicted model, not a curated record. Bases 1 to 642 code for a protein of 213 amino acids.
AUGCCCCUCAUCCCCACUACACCCACGCUCUCAGCUGCACACUGCUUAGUAAGGCCACCGAUACCGCAAAAGAUCCACUCGGCGCCCAACCUCCGUGAUGCCGACAAUUCUUCCUCCGCCGUGACCGUGACCGUGACCCGGCGAUCCGCCUCCGAGUCUCUUCAAGAUUCGACAACGGCGACUCCUCCGAUUGAGCUUGAGUUCCUUAAUUCCAGAUCAAAAACUUUGUCUCCACUACCGCCCAAUCCAUCGCGACCGACCCUAAGCUCCACCAACUCGUCCUCCUCGACAUCAGGUUCAUAUUUUACUGGUGACAAGCUGUCACGCCGACAGCGUAGCAAGCUUUCAGAAGAGAUCUGGAAGGGACAAGAAAAGUUCAAGCGCGGUGUUUGGGCUGUCGCCUUUGCAGCAUGCAUUUUUGCCGGCACCAUCACGGGCGCACAACUAAAGACAGAUAACGAGAAGAAAGAGGCAAUCCAGGAGUUCCGGGCGACAUCCCCCAACGAACAAAUAGCUGCUCUCCUAUCCCAACGAAAAACUUUAUUAUCACAAAAGGCUGUCCUCCAAAGGAAAAUAGAUGACUUCGAAGUGCGUGUUAAGGAACGCGAGGCUGAGAAGGCAAGAGAAAAGGAAGGCCCAUGA